Messenger RNA from Vidua macroura (Pin-tailed whydah), 7515 nucleotides. RefSeq names its product CASK interacting protein 2 (gene CASKIN2). Gene Ontology annotation, molecular function: protein binding. The transcript is spliced from 20 exons. The record is from RefSeq and is a predicted model, not a curated record. NCBI's taxonomy places the organism in Eukaryota, Metazoa, Chordata, Aves, Passeriformes, Viduidae. Bases 695 to 5173 code for a protein of 1492 amino acids.
GUCGGUUCGCUCCGGCGCAGUUCGGUUCACCCGGGCGCCGUUCGGUUCGCCCCGGUGCGGCGGGCUAGGAGCGCCGCCAGGUCCCGGGCUGCCGUGCCGGGGCUCGGCCGUGCAUGGGGCUCCCCAGCGUGCCUGCAGUGCCGUCACCGAGAGGAAUGCCGAAACGAAGGGGCUAAUGAGCACCAGAGAGGGAGGAUCUAUAACUUCCAGAUGGCAACGAGCCCGUAAUCCCUUUGGGAUGAAUUAGGGACUCGUCAGCGCAGCAGAGUCUGCUGAAGGGAGCAAAGCACGACACCUCUGGCUCCAGGAGUGCUGUGAGAGGCUGAGGGCAUCCCAAUGCUGCCAGCACCGGACACCCUGCCCCGAGCCACCAGGCUUUGUCUCACAGAGCUCUGGUGCUGCUGGAAGCCUGUCCCCAAGCACUGAAGUAUUUUUUUGUUUUAACUGAUUGCAUGUUCUCCAACCAAACCCCAUCUGGAUCCUGCUCCUCCUGAUGCAGAAAGGGACUUCUCCCCUUAACAGAAAGACUUCUUCCUUCUUGUUUUUAUGCCCUGUGGGAUUGUAAAGUGUCUUUCUUCCUGGAUUUCAUCUCUCAUCAAAGUGUGUUUUGAGGAAUUAGGGGCUUAUUCCCAUGGCUUUAUAAACCUCUGGGAUCUGAGGGUUUCUACAUUGCCGCUGCUCCCACCUGCCUGCAAUGGGGCGCGAGCAGGAGCUGAUCCAGGCCGUGAAGAACGGGGACAUACCUGGCGUGCAGAAACUGGUGGCCAAGAUCAAAGCGUCCAAGACCAAGCUCCUGGGAUCUGCCAAGCGCCUGAACGUGAACUACCAGGAUGCAGACGGGUUCUCAGCGCUGCACCACGCAGCCCUGGGCGGCAGCCUGGAGCUCAUCUCGCUGCUGCUGGAGGCACAGGCCACCGUCGACAUCAAGGACAGCAACGGGAUGCGGCCCCUGCACUACGCGGCGUGGCAGGGCCGUGUGGAGCCCGUGCGGGUGCUGCUCCGCGCUGCCGCCUCUGUCAACAUGGCCUCGCUGGACGGGCAGAUCCCGCUGCACCUCUCGGCGCAGUACGGCCACUACGAGGUGUCGGAGAUGCUGCUCCAGCACCAGUCCAACCCGUGCCUCAUCAACAAGGCGAAGAAAACCCCACUGGACUUGGCCUGCGAGUUCGGGCGGCUGAAGGUGGCCCAGCUGCUGCUGAACAGCCAUCUGUGUGUUGCCCUGCUGGAGGGACAAUCCAAGGAUGCUACUGACCCCAACUACACAACUCCACUGCAUCUGGCAGCCAAGAACGGGCACAAGGAGAUCAUCAGGCAGCUGCUGAAGGCUGGGAUUGAGAUCAACAAGCAGACAAAGACAGGCACAGCCCUGCACGAAGCUGCGCUUUAUGGCAAAACAGAGGUGGUGCGGCUCCUGCUGGAGGGUGGAGUCGACGUGAACAUCAGGAACACCUACAACCAGACAGCACUGGACAUUGUCAACCAGUUCACCACCUCACACGCCAGCAAGGACAUCAAGCAGCUAUUGAGAGAGGCAUCAGGAAUCCUGAAGGUCCGAGCUUUGAAGGAUUUUUGGAACCUCCAUGACCCAACUGCUCUCAAUGUCCGAGCAGGAGAUGUCAUCACGGUCCUGGAGCAGCAUCCAGAUGGCCGAUGGAAGGGACACAUCCACGACGCUCAGAAAGGCACUGACCGGGUGGGGUACUUCCCCCCCUCCAUUGCGGAAGUCAUCAGCAAGCGGACAGGCAUGGUUGUCCCCCGUGUGGCACCUGCGCAGCAGCGCCAGGGUCCCCCCGGGGCCCUCCCAGCCCCCCCUGGGGGGCUGCAGCACCUCCCUGACGAGUGUCCACACCCGGCAGCCCCGAGUGGCCCAGCAGCCUUUGGUCACCUCACCCUAACCCGGAUGGCCCCAGGCCCUGACAGCUCAGCAGGAGACAGAAACAGCGUGGGCAGCGAGGGCAGCAUCGGCAGCAUCCGCAGUGCCGGCAGCGGCCAGAGCACCGAGGGCACCAAUGGGCAGAGCACCAGCAUCCUCAUCGAGAAUGCCAGGCCUCUGCCCUCCACCGGUGACAACCUCCAGCAACACCUUUUGGGAUCAGAGCCACACAAUGGGACCUCCCCAGCAGGGCCACAGGGUCUCCAGACCCCAGGCAGCUGCCCCCCUGGAGACAGGGUCUUCUCCCACCAAUUCUUGCGUCCUGAGCAGCUCCUUGAGGGGAAGGAUGCAGAAGCCAUUUACAACUGGCUGCGUGAGUUCCAGCUGGAGUCGUACACUGUCAACUUCCUCAACGCUGGCUACGAUGUCCCCACCAUCAGCCGCAUGACCCCGGAGGAUCUGACAGCCAUCGGUGUGACCAAACCAGGCCACAGGAAAAAGAUCUCUACAGAAAUCGGGCAGCUCAGCAUUGCUGAGUGGCUGCCCAACUACAUCCCGGCUGACCUGAUGGACUGGCUCAGUGCCAUUGGGUUGCCCCAGUACCACAAAAAGCUGGUGAACAACGGCUACGAUUCCAUCACCAUCGUGACGGACCUGACAUGGGAGGACCUGCAAGAGAUUGGCAUCAACAAGCUGGGCCACCAGAAGAAGAUCAUGUUGGCUGUCAAGAAGCUCAGAGACCUCCGCAAAAGCCUCAACCAAGCAGAAGCAACUCUGGCAAGACGCAAAAUCCCCGGUUCCCUGGACAUUGUCACCAUAGAGUCACUGGAAAACGGGGAGUGCCAGUCCCCACACACGCUCAAAAUGACAACCUUCCAGGACAGUGAGCUCAGCUAUGAGCUCCAGACAGCCAUGUCCAACAGCUGCCAUGACACACUCGGCAUCAAGAGCAGCCAGGGAAUGUCACGGAGCCAGGAGAGCAUCGGGGUGCGGUCGCGGGGCUCAGGGCACUCCCAGGACAAUGUGCUGUCCCGGCGCCUCUCCAGCCCCUCGCAGGAGAGCCUGGGCAGCGGCGAGAGCAGCGGCAGCAGUGGGCAGUCCUGUGCACCCCCCCACAGCAAGGAGAGCCUGGCCAGCCUGCCGGGCUGGCCCAGCCCCGAGCCCUAUGGGAAGCUCGUGUCCCCCGAGGGGCUGAAUGGCUUUGCCAACAGCGGCGGCGGGGGCAGCCCUCUCAAGGAGAGGAACCUGCCCGAAGGCACGGAUCAGUAUGCCCGGCCCAUGGCUCAGAAAGGAGCUGGGACUCCAGUGGUCACUCCCUGUACUCCUCCCCAGACUCCUAGCAAGGGAACAGCCCCGUACGUCUUCAUGUACCCACACGUCUCCUUGAAAUCCCCAACGGCCCCGUCCGUCCUGGGAGCAGAGCAGCCCAAGGCCCUAGCACACCCAUACCCUUCCAUCUCCCCUGGACAGAAGAGCAGCCUGCAGACGUCAGCCCAAAAAGGCUUCUCCUACCUGCACAGCCAGUGUGGCCCCACAGAGCCAUCCACCACAGCCCCCAUGACUGGGGAGCAUCACAACGGAGGCGAAGGCUUGAAACACAAGAAGCGCUCACACAGCCUGAACCGCUACGCGCUGUCGGAUGGGGAGCAUGAGGAGGAGGAGGGGGCCCCCAGCAGCACCCUGGGCUCCUACGCCACGCUGACGCGGCGGCCGGGCCGCAGCCAGAUGCCACGGGCCUGUCUGCAGGCGGAUGCCAAGGUGACCCGCAGCCAGUCCUUCGCCAUCCGGGCCAAGCGCAAGGGCCCUCCGCCACCGCCUCCCAAGCGCCUCAGCUCCGUGUCCAGUGCCCUUGCUGCUGAGGCAGACGGUGAGCAGCCCCCCAGCCCCGAGCAGAAGCCCACAGCCCCUCAAGACGUGGUUGAUGCAGGUGCCACCCCUAGUGAUGCUGGCCGUGGCAGGACAGUGAAGAGCCUGGCAGCUGCGCUGGAGGGAACACCAGGUGUGAGUCCUUCCAAGCCCCUCCUGGCCCCAAAACCACUGCACCUGACUCAGGACUGUCUCCCCCGGGCAGAUGUGGGUGAGGGGUCCCACGAUGGCAGUGAUGCCAGCAGUGCCACACUUUCCAAUGGCAGCAGGGACCCCUUUGAGAGCAGCAAGCCACGGAGACGGACAGUGAGUGAGCCCAGCGCUCCUAUGACAGAGGUGGCUGCACAGGGUGAGCAGGAUGCCUGCUCAGACACAGAGGAGGAGGCCAAACCGGGCGUCUCUUCUUCAUCGUCCCAAAACAGCUCCAGUGAGUGCAUCCCCUUUGCAGAAGAAGGCAAUUUAACCAUCAAACAGCGGCCAAAGCCCAGUGGGCAUUCCAAGGCUGACGCAGCCGUGCCGGACAUGGAGCCUGGUUCCCAGCCAGCAGAGCCCCAGGGCUCCACUGGGAAGGAGGCAGCAGCCCCUGCUGUCACCAAGGAGCCGCCCGUGCUGGAGUUCAACCUCACCGAGUCGGACACUGUGAAGCGCCGGCCGCGCUUCAGGGAGCGGGAGCCGCUGCAGGCGGUGCUGAAGGCUUUCAGCAUGGCGGGGCAGGCAGAGGCGGGGGGCACCCCCACACCCCAGUAUGCCCAGGCCCAAGCCGUGAGCAUCGCAGGCCCCCCCACCCCAGCACCGGCACCACGGCCCACACUGGCUGGGGAUGCCUUUGACGAUGACAGUGUGGAGUUCAGGAUUGCUGAGAUAGAGAAAAGCAUCUUGUCGCUGGAGAAAGGGAUGAAGAAGGCCCCAAGCCCCACCCAAGCCCCCAGCCCCACAGAGCUGGUCAGCACGGCUGUGGUGAGGACACCCACUCCAGGUAUGGGGGCUUGUGGAGCUAUCUCCAAGGUGGCGGUGGGGCUCCCUCCCAUGUUGGUAUGGGAGGUGAGGAGGACCUGUGCCACCACCUACCACGAGUCCUCUUCCUUUGCAGAUGUCCCUGCCAAGCACACCUCUGUGGCAUCCACCAAGCUUGUCUUCUCUGGACCCAAGACCAUCUACCAGCAGGUCCUGCAGCCCUCCCGCCACACUGUUGCUCCCUGGGCGGCCACCGAGGUGGUGCCAGAUGUGAUUGGGUCCCUGCCUGGUCCUGGCUCACUGACGCUGGAGCAGACCAACUCCAGCCUAGCUGCCACGCUGCAGGCGGCCGAGAAGAAGAUCACAGCGGAGGAGGCAGAGAGCCACCCUGGGACCGUGCACUCAGCCAAGAACAUCUUGGAAGACAUCAGCAACAUGUUUGAUGACCUGGCCGACCAGCUGGAUGCAAUGCUGGACUGAGGCUUGCUUCCUCCUUCCCCUCCCCGCCCCUGGCUGCUCCACCCAUGCCCCUCGUGAUGGGGGAAGAGUGGAUCCAGCACCAAGUGGUGCUUGCAGGUCUCUCCAGCUGCCUCCCUCCCCACACUUUGCACUGCGGCUCCUUGCCCACCCUUGGCUCUGUGUCACGUGUGACAGCAUGGCCUUGGGCCAGUUUCCGAGGGGGUCAGGCAUUUCCCACCAGACUGGCAGCAGGAGGAGAGCCCAGAGGGGCUGCACAUGCAGUCCUGGAGGCCAUGGAGAAGCCCUUGCUUCCUUGCACAGAGCUGAGGAGCCUCCACAAGGGACCUUUCUCUUUCCUUACUGCAUUGUCGAGUCCUGCAUCUUAUUAUUUAUCCCUUGCCAACAAUGUGUCACAGGAGAGACCUCCCUGGGCAGCCGCCACGGAGCUGGCGAUUCACUGUGCAGCCACAGCCUCGGCCAGGCCUGACAGCAGCUAAAAGAAGACAGGGCUUGUUGCAAUUUGGCAGCUUGUGGAGCGAGAAGGAACCUUUCUACUUUAUUUGCCACUUUUCCAAAUGCGUCAGCAUCGGGCAGCGUGGAAUCCAAGUGGAUCGAAAUCCCUCCAGUGGGACCUACAGACCCCUCGAGAUGGGGCUGGCACAGCCUGCAGAGCAGCAGGACAUGUGAGCCUUCCUGCCCCUUCCCAGAGUGAUGAGGAUGGUAAUGGCAGUGCCAAAAACCCGGGAAUUUGGGCCAGUCCAUCUGGAUCAUGCUGCUCAAUGGAGUUUGCCCUCUGCCAACACAGUGCCUAUGCAAACCCCCACCCUGGUCCUUCCAGAGUGCAGCAGCAUGAUUAAUGCUUUUUAAAUUCUUUUCUCCCCUCCCUUAUCCCUUUUUUGGGGAGAAAACAGUCCCUUUUCCCAGUGCCCCUCCCUGCAGGGAGCUGCUGGCACAAACCCCGCCGUGAGCAUUGUUCAACAGUAGCGGCAUUUGGGACGUGAUCCUUCCCCGCGGCUCUGCAGCCCAGCGCGGGAGCUGACCCCAGGUGCACCAGGGAAUUCGGCUCAGGAGCAGCUCCCUCGCGAUCCAGCGUGGCCACAGCCUGUGGCUGCAGCGGGGAACGGCAGUGAGAGCUCUCUGCAUCCAGGCAGGAGGAGCGGCUGCAUCGCUCCCAGACAGAUUUCUCUCGUAGGAUCUGCUCAGUAGUGCAUGGCUAAAUAUGUCCAAGAGCCCCGAACUUGGCUCGCACUCGGCAUGCCAAGCAAAUGAAAGCAUCAGAGCACCAGAAGGGAACCGAAGAUUGUGCUGAAGUACCAUUUGCUACAAAAAUUCCAAACAAAGGGGAAGAAAAUUCCACAUAUUUCCCUUUUCAUAAAAAAAAAAAAAAGAAAAAUCACCAAUGCAAAUCCAAACUGGAGAGGGAGAAGGUGGCUGAGAAGGCAGUUGCUUCCCCAUCCUGUUGGGAAUUUGCAGCUGGAUUGGACUGUUUGCAGCCCCUUGUGCUGUUGGAUGGGAAGGAGAGCAAAGCCCACAUGAACAUUCCUGAGGGUCUCUGCUCAUGAGGGCUGGGCAGGCAAGAGGUGCCAGCCUGGUUUCUGGGCUGAAAAGCAAAGACAAUAAGCCCUGAAAAAACCUAAAAUCCCAUUGUUGUCUGGGACUUCAGGUCAGUGUGAGGCAGCUAAGACACUUCUUCCCUGGCUCUGAUUUCUGUCCCACACUGAGUCCACUGCCUGUGUCUGAGUGCCACAUCAUGGACAUGAUGAUUUCAAAUAGCUACAACCAGUGACACUUUAUAAAGAGGUUCACAGAAACCUUUGAAACUGAUUUUUACUCUCACGAGUCAACCUGGGACAAGCCCAAGUUUUGGGGUUUUUUUCAAUGUUGAUAAACUGUAAAUGUUUUUUUUUUUUUUAAAGGCCAAUGUAUAUAUUUUAAAUGUGAUUUAUUCUAUAUAUUUACUAACCAGAACUACAAGUCUUGGGUCAGGGAUAAGAGGACACUGGGGUGGAGCUGCCGCUGUCUGAGCCACCUGAGGGCAGCACAACGCUGCUCUCAUUGUCAAUAAGGGAACUAAACAUUUGGUUUUGCAGAAGAAUGCCUAUUUUUUCAGCUCUAGAUCUCUAUUUUGAAGCUACUGUAUGGUGUGUAAGUUAUGUACACUGCAACUGGGACUAACUGACCCCAGCUGCACCUGCUCCGUGCAGCGAGACAGUGAGGGGAAAAAAUAGCCUGUGCAAUCACCAGACUGACAACAGAUUUUAAACCAUCUGCUCUGUUUGUGUUAAUCAUGUGUUUUGUUUUCCACUAACAUCCAUUAAGACUAAAUUCUAUUAAACAGUGGGGCAUAUUUUACCCUUUUCAUA